This is a messenger RNA of Anthostomella pinea, 1161 nucleotides long. The record is from the annotation of a GenBank genome assembly. Lineage: Eukaryota; Fungi; Ascomycota; Sordariomycetes; Xylariales; Xylariaceae.
AUGGCCGCCGUCAACGUCAUAGUCUUCGGCGCGACAGGCGACGUCGGGUCCCACGCCGCUCGCACCGCCCAGCAACUAGGCGCCAACGUCUUCCUCGCCGUCCGCGACCUCGCCAAGCCCGUCCCCGGCCUCACCGCCGAGCAGGAGAAGGCCGGCCGCUUCGAGCGGGUCAAGGCCGACCUCAACGACGCCGAGUCGGUGGGCGCAGCCGUGACCUCCACCAAAGCCACUCGCGCGCUCAUCUACCUGGCGCACGGCCCGGACCAUGGCAUGAAAGCCUGCAUCCCCGCGCUCAAGUCGGCCGGCAUCGAGUUCGUCGUCUUCCUCAGCAGCUACAGCGUCAGGGGCCGUCCGGCCGAGACGUCGAGCGAUGAUUAUAUCUCAUACGCCCAUGCCCUGGUUGAGCUGACCCUGGCGGAGACGUUUGGAGAGCAGAACUACGUCGCUGUGAGGCCGGCCUUCUUCGCCAGCAACAUCCUGUGGUGGAGCGAGGAGAUCAGGUCCGGCGACGCGAGGAUCCCGUACCCGGACGCCUUGUUCGAUUGGAUUGCGCCCGCCGACAUCGGGAGAGUCUGCGGCACCAUUCUCGCAAAGCCCGAGGCUGCCACGGGAGAUGGUGACGAGCGAAGCGUCGUGUUCCUUGUCGGACCACAGCAAAUGUCGCAGAGGGAUGCUUUGGCAAUCAUUGGAAGGGCAAUCGGCAAGGAUAUCUCCGUGACAGCAGUAAGCGAUGACGAGGGUGUGGCACUGAUGAAGAAGAUGGGUGUGCCAGAAGGGGUCGCACGUUCUGCUAUGAAUCAGUGGAGCAAGAUGAAUGAGGGUAGUGAUUGGUACCGGGGCAGUGCCUACGAGAAGGCACUCAGAAACAUCGAGGCUAUCACCGAAAGGAAGCCCCUGGAUUUUGCAGCUUGGGCAGAUGAGAACAAGCAGAAGCCUGGUACGGAGUGGUUCCCCAAGGACGCGUGCGAGUGGCCGGACCGAUGGGUCCGCGCCGGCGACGCGGUGGGCAUGACGUUGCAGGCGACGAGCAGCACGAGCGGGCUGACCGUCGUCGAGAACCUAACCACUGGCCGGCCCGAGAGCCACCGGUUCGCCAACCAGCGCGAGCUGUGCGGCUUCAACGCCGAGUGGAUCGUCGAGGACUUAUCGUACGACGGGUAG